Callithrix jacchus (white-tufted-ear marmoset) is the source of this 6235-nucleotide messenger RNA. RefSeq names its product galanin receptor 1 (gene GALR1). Gene Ontology annotation, cellular component: plasma membrane. Gene Ontology annotation, biological process: negative regulation of adenylate cyclase activity; G protein-coupled receptor signaling pathway; positive regulation of cytosolic calcium ion concentration. Gene Ontology annotation, molecular function: galanin receptor activity. Lineage: Eukaryota; Metazoa; Chordata; Mammalia; Primates; Cebidae. The record is from RefSeq and is a predicted model, not a curated record.
CCUCGGUUUCCUGGGGUUACUCCUCCGACAGACGCGUUCUCGCGGACUGACACCCCAGGAGGAGGAGCAGGAGAGGCACUGACGGGUGAGGAGCGCAGCGCACCCCUCCGCCACACCCCCGCCCCCCGCCCGCCAGUGGAGCAGGUCGGCACCUCUCGGAGGCGAGCGCGAGCCGGGUCCAGCCAGGAGGUGGGCUGCGACCUAUCCUGCUCGAAUCCGUCCGGUCUCCGCUCCAGCACUGUGAUUUCCAGGGGCGCGGAUUUCAGCCGGGCUGUCUUCGCCCCUCGGUGGCAGCAGGGAGGCCUCUGGCACCCGACUCCGUCCACCGCCAGGAAGCCCCCAAAAGCGCUCUCGCCCUGUGGACGACUCGGAGUCCCUGCAGAGGCCGGGAGGAAGUUGGCGGCGCCAGCCCACCGGCGAGGGGGCGCGGAGCGUGGGGAGCGCGGGGGGCCCUGUCUGCUGGAGCGUCGGCUCCGCUGCUGAGCUCCCGGCAGGUGCCGGGAAACGCCGCGGGAAGGAGCGGCUCUGAGCAACAGGUGCAGCCCGCAGCGCCGCCGGAUCGAGGGAAAACGGCCGGCGGAGAUCUGCAGCGGUAAGGCGCGGGAAGCCUUUCUACCUCCUCCCAGGUUACGUGGUCGCGCGGCGGGCGGAGGCGCCCAGGCAGGGGACCCCAGAGCUCUCGAGACUACUGCCCUUCCCGAGAAGGUCCGGCUCCACGCUCCCGACCCGCCCUCUCUCAGAAGGACCCGGCGCGAAGACGGUGCCACCAGGCGCGGCCGCCUGAUCCCUGCCCCUGCCGGCGCGCGCCUCCGAGGAAGCCCAGGCUCGGAAACUCCCGCAUUCCCUGCAUCGCGCCGGGACCCCGGCCACCCCCGGCGCCCACCUUCGCCGCCACGCACCCGCCGUCCCUCGGUCCCGGCGCGCCCCGCCGCUCGCCUGGGCAACCCCGCUAGCCAUGGAGCUGGCGGCCGGGAACCUCAGCGAGGGCAACGCUAGCUGGCCGGAGCCCUCCGCCCGCGAGCGCCGGCCGCUGUUCCGCAUCGGCGCGGAGAACUUCGCCACGCUGGUGGUGUUCGGCCUGAUCUUCGCGCUGGGCGUGCUGGGCAACAGCCUGGUGAUCACCGUGCUGGCGCGCAGCAAGCCGGGCAAGCCGCGGAGCAUCACCAACCUGUUCAUCCUCAACCUGAGCAUCGCCGACCUGGCCUACCUGCUCUUCUGCAUCCCCUUCCAGGCCACCGUGUACGCGCUGCCCACCUGGGUGCUGGGCGCCUUCAUCUGCAAGUUCACCCACUACUUCUUCACCGUGUCCAUGCUGGUCAGCAUCUUCACGCUGGCCGCGAUGUCCGUGGACCGCUACGUGGCCAUCGUGCACUCGCGGCGUUCCUCCUCGCUCAGGGUGUCCCGCAACGCGCUGCUGGGCGUGGGCUGCAUCUGGGCUCUGUCCAUCGCCAUGGCCUCGCCGGUGGCCUACCACCAGGGCCUCUUCCACCCGCGCGCCAGCAACCAGACCUUCUGCUGGGAGCAGUGGCCCGACCCUCGCCACAAGAAGGCCUACGUGGUGUGCACCUUCGUCUUCGGCUACCUGCUGCCGCUCCUGCUCAUCAGCUUCUGCUACGCCAAGGUCCUUAAUCAUUUGCACAAAAAGUUGAAGAGCAUGUCAAAGAAGUCUGAAACAUCCAAGAAAAAGACUGCACAGACGAUUCUGGUGGUGGUCGUGGUGUUUGGAAUCUCCUGGCUGCCUCACCACAUCAUCCAUCUCUGGGUUGAGUUUGGAGUUUUCCCACUGACACCGGCUUCCUUCUUCUUCAGAAUCACCGCCCACUGCCUGGCAUACAGCAAUUCCUCGGUGAAUCCUAUCAUAUAUGCAUUUCUCUCUGAAAAUUUCAGGAAGGCUUAUAAGCAAGUGUUCAAGUGUCACCUUCGCAAAGAUUCAGAUCUGAAUGAUAAUAAAGAAAACAAAAGUCGAAUAGACACCCCACCAUCAACCAAUUGUACCCACGUGUGAUCAAACAAAUAUUAGAGUAUCCUUAUUGUUGAGUUUCCUUAUAAGUGGACCAGACACAGAAACGAACAGAAGGAACUAGUAGCAACUUGUUCUCUUAACAACAACUCAUGUCAUUUUAAUUAAAUCCCACCUGUGUUCAAAAGCACUUUGAUCCAUUUAGGAAAUUCCUAGGUCUAGUGAGAAUUACUUUUCUAUUUUAUUUUAUUUCGAAAUUAUGUUUCAGAAACAAAAGACAAUGCUGUAUAGUUUUAUUCCUCUUCAGAAAUGAAAGCUUAGUAGAAUUUUAUAGAUAUGUUCAACUCUUCAUAGAUUAAGGACUGACCCAUCAAAAUGGUCAGGAAUAUUUGGAGUCUACAUUUUAAAGCAAAUAUAUUUAGGAAAAAAAUUUGAGCUUCAAUUCUUUAAUUUUAAGAGAAGUAAUAUUAUGAACUAUGUAUUUUAAAAUAUGAUCAUGGACAUACAAUGAUGAUUUUUCUGGGGGCCAUUUACAUAGGCACAUCUAUUAAGUGGGAAGAAGGCGUCCUGAAGUCUGAUUGCAGAGGUGCAUUGCUUGCAUUUGUCGCUAGAGUACAGAGCUUCUGCAGUCGGUGGUUUGAGAUGCAGCCGGUUUCUCUCAGGAGUCAGCUCAGAGUUGUGGUGACCCUGGGGUGCAGUAGUAGGCACUGUUGAUUAAAAUCUAUCCUGUGAAAUUAGGCUUUAUAGAAUUAAGGAAACAGAGUCAGAGACCACUGUCCUAGUAAUGGAAGGUGCAAAUGAGUUUUUAAGAAUAAAAUUGGGUAUUGAAAUUUUAUAUAAGUACUUGACAAAGGUUUUCAUUAUGCCUUGAAUGGAACCUACUCGAAAGAGAGAUGAAAAAAAAAUCAGUAAGGUCGAUAUAGAUAAUAAUUUCUAUGGGCUGAAGACUAGACAGAAUUCAGUAAGUCAUAUGAUGUAAUGGCCAUGCCUAUAAAGUAUAUUUCAUGUUUGAUUUAGAUAACAUUAAAAAAUCAUGAGACUGAAUCCACCUAGGGAUAUCCUAUCUUGUACGAAUGCAUGUUUUUUCAUUAAAUUUGUAAUGAUGUGUAAUGCACAUUUCCACCAAAUGUUAUUUCCUCUAAAAAUGUUAAUGUGGGGUCAAAACCAUCACCACUUGAAUUUCAAAUGUAGUUUUCAUGACAAUUUCAUAUGGAUAUGUGUUUACAAUGAGAAAAUGGCAUGAAGAUAUUAAAUUAUCCUGGAUCAGAAAAGUGCUCUUCAGACUGCAAGACCUUGAUAUGUUUUAGGAGGAAACAAAAGCAAGAUUUGUUUUUGUUUGUUUAAAAGGAUUUGCCUAGGAAUGGUGGCUUAUGCCUGUAAUUCCAACAUUUUGGGAGGUCAAGGUGGGUAGGUUGCUUGAGCUCAGGAGUUCAAGACCAGCGUGGGCAGCAUGGCAAAACCUGGGCUUUACUAAAAAUACAAAAAUUAUCUGGGUGUGGUGGCACAUGCCUCUAGUUUCAGCUACACUGGAUGCUGACACAGUGGAUCACCUGAGCCUGGGAGGUCCAGAAUGCAGUCAGCCAAGACUAUACAACUGCACUCCAGCCUGGGCAGCACAGCAAGACUCUGUCUCAAAAAAACAAAAAACACCAAUGAUGUGUAAUGUACAUCUGUGCCAAAUCAGGACUCCACAUGGAACAUCAAAUUUUGGAUAAAAAUACAGACUUGACAUAAGCCUUUGGCAUGCUGACUUUUCUAGCUCAUUCACUUACUUUCAUUAAUCAUAUUCCAGUGACCAGUGUUUACAAUUGCAAUGUUAUUAAUAACUCUUUGGGUAAAAGGAAAGAAAAAUGUUAGACAGGUUGGGAAGUGAUAUAUUUUCAUGUUUGUUGACCAGACAAAGAAGUUGUACGUAUGUGUAAGUGAGGGUCUUAAAGAAUAAGCCCUUUGAUUCGAAUGUUUUUUGCACUUUAUUCAAAUAUAGGAGCAGAAAAAUUUUAUCCUGACAGUAAUACCUCAUAUGAUUUGUGGAACCUGUGUUGCUGUUGUAAACUCCAGAACAACUUUGGGGUGUGAAUUCACAGAACUGUGCAAAGAAGUGCCUUCUGGUUGCGUCUGAACUUGCAUGAAUGGCUGUUUCUUUGUUUUCUCCGUGUGAUCUGUAAGCACGUAAAUGGAAGUAUUAAAAAAAAUACUGUAACUAAUGUCACUGUUUUCUAGAGGCAUGCUGAAAAUGUGCUGUUCCUUUUGUCCUUCCCAGAUGCUACUGGUGUGUAGAAAGCUUGAGGCAUGGCACGAAAGUUGUAACUCGCACUUGAAAACCCUCCGCUUUGCUAAAUGUAACUGCUAACUGUUGCAUUUUAUAGUUAGAUAGAAUAUACUUCCUGCGUAUUGUCAUUCUAAUCAGUUCCUCUUACUCAGAGUUUCAGCUGAGUCUACUUCUAAAACAAAUUUUGAUAGGGAUAAUAACGUACUCUGCAAAGAUCUCAACCUGUUCAAACUUAUCUGAAUGAAGAGUUCCAGAAGAACUCGUAAACAGAGUUAAAUUACCCAGAGAAGUAUAAGAGUGUGUUGCAUUUGCCACGCAUCUGCUUCCUAGCUAGACUUUUCCCUAAUAUAUCAUGACCAGUUCUGAAGCACCUUCUUCUCCAUCACUAAAUGAAGACAGCCUCCCAAGGACACACUUUUUAUCCCAGCAUCAGGUUGAGGGAGAAAUAUUGAGUGCGCCUUUGAAGUCAGGCUGCCUGAGACCCACAUUUUCGGUUUACUUCAAAGAAAACUGAUGUCUCUUAUGUAGAUUUGGGUGUCUCAGUGCCCCGAGGCAGCUGUUGUUUCCCUAGGCUUUUUGCUUUCAUCUAAGGUGACAGGACCUGGGAUAUUUAGUGGCUGAAAUGCCUGCUGUUUCACAUGCAUAAGCAACAGUUUUGCUUUCCUGCUGCUGAAUACAGUGAUGUGGUUGGAAACAUUUUCUUGUCCUGUAUCCUGGAGAUAGGAAAUAGAUUCUCUCUCUGCUCUCCUGAGCAGGUAUGUGCUUGGCAAUGUGGGAGACCGACCAUCUUCUCAAUACUUUAGGUAAAUUACUUUUGCUUUUAAUAAAUUGUAUCAUUUUACCCAUUGGGAGUAAAAUCAUUUCCUCCCCCAUCCCGAUCUCUUGUGCUUUUAUCUUUUUUAUCCUAACUCACUUCUAUCCAGAUUUCCUCCGGAUAAUAUUUACCACAGACAGAUUACUCCUUUGGCCCAGACAGAACAAGUCAGAGUCGGGAGGAGAGAUGAUUGCGGAACUGCAUGGGUCAUGCAAGGCUCAGAACUUCUUGAGGCUCAACUCAAAAUCAUGUUGCAUUUCCGCAUUCUCCCAGAUGCUGUGAGGCAGUGCAGCGAUCACGCGUGUUCACUAAGACCCAAAGUCUAAGCAGGAGAGCACGGCGUGUCCCUGUAUCCCUUUCCCUUUCACAGUCGUGAGUAUCUGUAAAUACCAACGUGCUCAUGCUGGAGCAGCACUGCACUGAGGAAAACCACCAGUUGUGCAGCUUCAUCACGUUCUUGCUUUAAAGGAGCUAUUAAACUCACAUGCGUAAACCACAGUCGCCAACUUGGAAAAUACAUCCACGUGGCUACUUCCUCUGAAGAGUAACUGUCUAAAAUUUGUGAAUUUUAAUCUAUGCUUUUGCACAUAGUUUCCAUGUCUUAAAUUUGAAAGUGGCUUUCUAUUAAAGGUAAUCAUGUUCUUCUUGGCCAUUAAAAAUGUUGCCUGGAAGGGUAUUUCUCAAGGAGGUGUUAAUGAUUGUUUAUUGACUUACUUAUUUUAAAAGCUGUAUAUAGAAGAAAGAGUAGGUGGCUUAAAAUUCAGUUACCUGUUGGCCUGGAAACAAACAAAAAAAUCAUGAAAUGGUAAUUAUAUUUGAUGUUAUUUAACCAUAUUUUAAUAUUUUCUCUUUUAGAAGUGGAAAAGUUGAGCCUGUGGAACAAUUUGAAAUGCUUAAGACGUCUUUGAUGGGGCUGAAUCUGCAUAAGGCAAAGGCGUCUAUGGAGAGCGGAUCGUGUAUUCUAAUGCAUGGGUCAGGAGGCUUGGUUCAUUGACUUGUGAAAGUGCUGCGCAUAAUAGUGGUUUCUUUUCUUCACGCGGCAGGUUCACUCACAUUCACGUUUUUGGCUUUAGCUGCCAUCCUGGGGUUCUGCGGACAGCAUGUCUAUUUGACUGGGUAAGACCCUCAUACACUCUGGCGGGCCCUGGCUGUCACUUCUCUGUGGUGCCUGGUGCUGGUGCUCUUCCCAGUG